Molecule: messenger RNA, 1434 nt
Organism: Porites lobata
Lineage: Eukaryota; Metazoa; Cnidaria; Anthozoa; Scleractinia; Poritidae
Source: the annotation of a GenBank genome assembly
UUUGUAGCAUCAUGUGAACAAGUUGAUGUAGGGGUGAGCUGGUACAUUCUCGACAAUCAGUUAAAUGCUUCUUCUGAACUGAAUGCCAGCACACCAGCAAGGAACGGCCGACUGAACUUUGUAGCGGGAUCAUCAUGGUGUGCGUCCACGACUGACACCAGUCCAUAUCUACAGAUUGACUUGCAGAUUCCUUAUAUCAUCUGUGCUGUAUCCACUCAGGGGAAUUCCCAGGGGAGUCAAUGGGUGGAGACUUACACUCUACAGUCAUCUACAAAUGGGACAACUUGGACAGACUAUGAAGAAAAUGGAAAAGUUAAGGUAGUUGUAGUUAAAGGGUGCAUAUAUUAAUGGCCUAGCCCAUCACUUUAAAAAGGAAAAACGCUUUUUUCCAGAUUUGUUUGCAAAAAAAGACUAUCUCUUCCUACCACCCUACUUAGGAUAAGACUAGUCUGGCUGCAAACACAGUUCUAAUUGAUAGAGAGCUAAACCAAUGCUCCAUGAAGCACUUAGGAGUAUAAACUGCUUCUCCUCUUCGAAUGGAAUGCUAGUCUGUUCAAAGGUCACCUUACGAAAUUUGCAUCCUCGGAGACUCAGGGGCAGACAGUGGGCACAAGAGAAAGUCUAAAAGGGCGGAACAAUAUGGCACGAAGAAAAGUAAGAAACAGCGUUCUUUACUUUUCUUCGUGCCAUAUUUUUCCGCCCGUUUAGACUUUCUCUUGUCCCCACUAUCUGCCCCUGGGUCUCCGAGGAUGCGAAAUUUGUUGCACUUAUAUAUUGAGGUGGAAGAAUGAAAAGCGUGUAAAGGAGCAAAGUUUGUUAUCUAAGGGAGUAAUGCCAUGAGGUAAAGCUAAUUGAAUCCAGAAGGGGGAAAUGGGGAGUGAAUGGUUAAUACCCCACUGGGUUCACAGGAAACUCACUUACAGUCUGUAAGGCGAUAGCCUCCCACGCAGGCGUUUUUAGGGGAGCUCGUUUUUCAUCCCGAAAAACGAGCUCCCCUAAAAACGCCUGCGUGGGAGGCUAGUAAGGCGAGUGACCAGGAAUUUCCUAGCUAUGUCCUACUACAGUGUACCAGUAUGACCGCGGGCUACUUUCAUGGGAAACAAAAGGAAAGCAGACUGAACCAAGAGAAUUUCCUAGCUUUUCAAAUCCUUACCUAUAAUUUUCAUAUAUCUUGCAACUUGAAAUCUUAGUGACAGCCCUAGGGUUAAUAUACUGAACUCUAUCUUUAUUUAAGAAUUACCUCCUAAAUGCUAAGCCUUUUUUUGUUUUUGAUUUUUUUUUCAGACAUUCAAUGGAAACUGCGAUCAGAACUCAGUAGAAAAACAUAUCUUGUUCAGUGCAUUUGUUGCAAGAUACUUGCGUUUUGUUGUUGGGUCCAAACAAGGUGGAGCAUGUUUACGAGUAGAAGUUUCUGGCAUACCUAGAAGCAGAGGU